CGAUAUGUCCUGCGUAAUCAAUUACGUACAUACAUCAUACAUGAAUGUGUAGCCUCACUGCAAUAAUAAAAUAUCACCAAAUACUAGUUAUAAAUAGAUUAUCACCAUACUUACUAUAGCCAUCAGAGCAAAAUUAAGACACAAAAAAUUGUCACUAAUGGAGUCCAAGAAAAACACCUUAAGUGUACUUAUGUUACCAUGGCUAGCCCAUGGUCACAUUAGUCCAUUUCUAGAGCUAGCCAAAAAACUCACAAAUAGAAACUUCCACAUUUACAUGUGUUCCACUCCAAUAAACCUAAGUUCCAUCAAGAAAAACAUCACCAAAAAAUACUCUCAAUCAAUAGAAUUAGUUGAGAUUCAUCUUCCAUCUUUGCCAAAUCUUCCUCCUCAAUACCACACGACGAAUGGCCUUCCACCCCAUCUCAUGAACACACUCAAAAUAGCUUUUGAAAUGGCAGCUCCAAAAUUUUCCAAAAUAUUACGAACUCUAAAUCCGGAUUUGGUCAUUUAUGAUUACAAUCAACCAUGGGCUGCUGACUCUGCUUCUUCUAUGAACAUCCCUGCUGUGCAGUUCCUCACUUUUGGUGCUGCUGUUGUUUCUAUGGCCAUCCAGAUUUCUAAAGACACAGAAGACAAGUUCCCUUUUCCUGAAAUUUACCUGCACGAAUACGAAAUGAUUUCAUUGAAGGAAGCUGUUAAAGAAUCACCAAGUGACAAGUACUCAUUUGAUGAGGCUCUUAGGUUAUCGCGUGACAUUAUGCUGGUGAAAACCUGCAGACAUUUUGAAGGGAAGUAUAUAGAUUAUCUUUCGAAUUUGGUUUCCAAGAAAAUCGUCCCCGUUGGUUCACUAGUUCAAGAGUCCAUUGACCAAGAUGAUCACGCGGAGAUCAUGCAAUGGCUUGACAAGAAGGAAAAAAAUUCAACUGUGUUUGUCUCAUUUGGGAGUGAGUAUUUCCUAUCUAAUGAGCAGAUACAUGCAGUAGCUCAAGGACUUGAGCUUAGCAAAGUGAAUUUCAUUUGGGUCAUCAGGUUUCCACUAGGUGAAAGAAUUAACAUUCGAGAUGCAUUACCAGAAGGGUUUCUUGAAAGGGUAGGAGAAAGAGGAACGGUCAUAGAAGGAUGGGCCCCUCAAGCAACAAUUCUUCAACACCCAUCGAUAGGUGGAUUCGUGAGCCACUGUGGAUGGAGUUCAUUCAUGGAAAGUAUGAAGUUUGGUGUGCCCGUAAUUGCCAUGCCAAUGCACAUUGACCAACCAGUGAAUGCUAGACUUGUGGAAUAUAUUGGCAUGGGAGUGGAAGCAGCGAGGGUCGAGGAUGGGAAGUUACAAAACGAAGAGAUUGCAAAGGUGAUAAGGGAAGUGGUAGUAGAGGAUCGCGGGGAGGCUGUGAGGAAGAAAGCUAAGCAACUGAGUGAUAGGAUGAAUGCGAAAGGGGAUAAAGAGAUAGAUGGUGUGGUGGAAGAACUGGUGGCACUUUGUAACAACAAAUGAUCAGCAACAAUUACGAUUUAAUUUGCGAUCUGUAACGAAUUCUUACACUAUCAGUGUAACUUGACUAUUGUAGCAAUUUAUUUAUCAUCCUUUUCAGGUACCAA
Capsicum annuum is the source of this 1593-nucleotide messenger RNA. RefSeq names its product UDP-glucosyltransferase 29. Gene Ontology annotation, molecular function: UDP-glycosyltransferase activity. The record is from RefSeq and is a predicted model, not a curated record. The coding region runs from base 158 to 1489 and encodes 443 amino acids. NCBI's taxonomy places the organism in Eukaryota, Viridiplantae, Streptophyta, Magnoliopsida, Solanales, Solanaceae. The transcript has a single exon.